Messenger RNA from Lepus europaeus (European hare), 6025 nucleotides. It is a transcript of the gene DCLK1, whose product is annotated as doublecortin like kinase 1. Lineage: Eukaryota; Metazoa; Chordata; Mammalia; Lagomorpha; Leporidae. The coding region runs from base 112 to 1203 and encodes 363 amino acids. Gene Ontology annotation, biological process: intracellular signal transduction; protein phosphorylation; retina development in camera-type eye. Gene Ontology annotation, molecular function: ATP binding; microtubule binding; protein kinase activity. The transcript is spliced from 7 exons. The record is from RefSeq and is a predicted model, not a curated record. Gene Ontology annotation, cellular component: neuron projection; axoneme.
GCCCCGGCCGCGCCCAGCCCGGCGAGGACAGCGCCAGAAGGCGGCCCCCAGCGCGGCCACAAAGACCCACGGCGGCAGCUCUCCGCGGACCGGUGCCACAUUCAGCCCAUCAUGUCGUUUGGCAGAGACAUGGAGCUGGAGCACUUCGAUGAGCGAGACAAGGCGCAGAGGUACAGCCGCGGGUCCCGCGUGAACGGCCUGCCCAGCCCAACGCACAGCGCCCACUGCAGCUUCUACCGAACCCGCACACUGCAGACGCUCAGCUCCGAGAAGAAGGCCAAGAAAGUUCGCUUCUAUCGAAAUGGAGAUCGCUACUUCAAAGGGAUUGUGUAUGCCAUCUCCCCAGACCGGUUCCGAUCUUUUGAGGCCCUGCUGGCUGACUUGACCCGAACUCUGUCGGAUAACGUGAAUUUGCCCCAGGGAGUGAGAACGAUCUACACCAUUGAUGGGCUUAAGAAGGUUUCCAGCCUGGACCAACUGGUGGAAGGAGAGAGUUAUGUUUGUGGCUCUAUAGAGCCCUUCAAGAAACUGGAGUACACCAAGAAUGUGAAUCCCAACUGGUCAGUGAACGUCAAGACCACCUCUGCUUCCCGGGCGGUGACUUCACUGGCCACUGCCAAAGGGAGCCCUUCCGAGGUGAGGGAGAAUAAGGAUUUCAUCCGGCCCAAGCUGGUCACCAUCAUCAGAAGCGGAGUGAAGCCUCGGAAAGCUGUUAGGAUUCUGCUGAACAAGAAAACAGCUCAUUCGUUUGAGCAGGUCCUCACUGAUAUAACCGAUGCCAUCAAGCUGGACUCGGGAGUAGUGAAGCGCCUGUACACGCUGGAUGGGAAACAGGUGAUGUGCCUUCAGGACUUCUUUGGUGAUGAUGACAUUUUUAUUGCAUGUGGACCGGAGAAGUUCCGUUACCAGGAUGAUUUCUUGCUAGAUGAAAGUGAAUGUCGUAUGGUGAAGUCCACUUCCUACACCAAAAUAGCUUCAUCGUCCCGCAGGAGCACCACCAAGAGCCCAGGACCUUCCCGGCGCAGCAAAUCCCCGGCCUCCACGAGCUCAGUUAAUGGAACCCCUGGUAGUCAGCUCUCUACUCCACGAUCGGGCAAGUCGCCAAGCCCAUCACCCACCAGCCCAGGAAGCCUGCGGAAGCAGAGGGACCUGUAUCGCCCCCUCUCUUCGGAUGAUUUGGACUCAGUAGGAGAUUCAGUGUAAAACAGACAAUGGAGCAAUGUAUAUGGUUUGUGAUUGGGUGAAGGUUUCACAUUUCUUGAGCAAAUAUCUAACAGCAAAAUACACAAAAGAGUUUUGCAUACCUUGAAAAGGGAAAGACCAAAUCAUACAAAAGUAAAUAUGGAGGCAUUUUAUACUCAUGAUGGGGAGAUUUUUAAGAGAAUCUCCUCCACUGAUUUGCUUGGGGGAGUCUGAGCACAAAUAGCUCAACUCUGAGAUUUCUGUGUGAGGCCUAGUUCUAGAAAAAUUUUAUAUACAGACCCAAUGUUGAGUACAGAACACACUAAUGAUGCAGCAACAUGCAGUCCUAAUUUCCACUAAUAAAUUUUUCUUUUAAUCAUAAAUAGACAUGUAAGUACACUUUUCCUGUACUCUCUGUAAACUAUAUUAAUAUGACACUAGCAGACGUGUUUUUCCUUAAAGUUGUAUCCUUUUUAAAAUUUGGAUGGCUGUUUUUAGGGGUAAUUUUAUUGUAAAAAUAUUCAAUUAGAUUUUUUUUUCUCCUUGGCAAUAGAGAAAGCACCUUAUCAUUUUGUGGGUUAAUAUAUUUAAAAGGAAUAAAAAGCUCAUGCCAAGGACACAUCUCAUGAAAACUCAAACAUUAGGCGUUAGGAACUUUCCUUGGUUUUGUUGUCAAGUAAAUUUUGCUUUUCUAAGUUGUCUUCCAUUGGAAAAAAGCAAAAUAUAGCUUAAACUCUAUGCCAACAUGGAGAACCUAUUCAGUGAUAUUGCUAUAAGUUAUGUCUUUCCUGAACCAUAUAUGUGAUUUUUUGAAUGUGUAAGGGCUUAAGCAAGAAAAAUUUUUCUUUCUUUUUAUUUUUUAACACACACACCUAAAAAAUGUGUUUGGGCUUCUUCUAAAAAAAUCCAUUUGAAAGCAAAAUUCUUUUAAAUGGUGCUGUAUAAAUCCUGCUCAAAAUAUCCAAAUCUCCAGACUCAUGAACACUGGAGCAUGCUGUUGCUUUGGAAAUUUUCAUAUGCAAAACUCCUUUUGUGUUAAACCAAGUAAGUCUAUGAUUAUAACCCAUUGUUAAACAUUAACCUACUAAUUCUUCUCUUCUAGUCUUCUAUUUUAAAAACUGUAGUCAGCUUUGCUUGAACAUAAAAUAAUUAUUUUAAAAUACAAAUGUUAAAAAUCAAUGUAAUGUGUAUGAUCUGUUGUAUUUAAGCCAUGUCGUAGUGAUUGUUUACUAGUUGAAACACUAACAAUUUAAGACUUGUGAAGCAUGGUUUUGAUAUUCUCCCGGCUUGACGUAUCUCAGUAGGUGAUAAAUUAAAAAAUAUAAGAUGCCAUUAUGGAGGCUUUUACUUGAAAAUUUUUUCCCCAAAUUUUAUUUGAAAUCCAAAUUUUAAAAUGUUCAAUUCAAGAUGGAGAGAAAUUCAGUUGUCAUACACUGGCUUAAAUGUUAUUGAUUUAUCUUCUUGACUGAUUGUUCAACUAGCAAAUUUGACCAUCUGGUUUAUAGUUUCAUAUGUUACCAUCUCACUUCACAAGUGAGUAAAAUAUUCCAACCUAAAGGAGGAGGAGAAGAAGAAGAAGAAUACGAAGAAGAAGAAAUAAAAAGUCCAGGCAAUCUACUGGCAUUUGAAAACCCAACCCUAUAAUAAUUAGUGCCUCAUUAUCCUGUCUGUUGGAGAGAAAGACACUUCUCUGGCAGGUUAUUCGAGAACUGCAGACUGAACCAUUCCAUCUUGAAAGAACAGCUCAUAAUAAUACCUGUUCCAGACUUCAGGUUUUAAAACUGUUUCCAAUAGAAAUGAACAGAGUCUCCUGCUGAGAUCAAAAGGCUGCUUUGUUUUAGCUCAAACAGUAAACAUCUGUGAGGUUGCCUAUGCUUGUGUCUGUUUCAGUUAUGUCUUUGUAAAAUGCAUUACUUAAUACAGUGGAGUCCAUAAAAGAUUAGUAUGUAUUUGACUAAACUGUCAAAAAUGCAAAGAAAGCAGUGGAACGGUUACCUUAAAUCUGCUGGGGUCAGAUGGUCCAGUACAAGAAGAAAUUCCAAUAAUUUCAACUUGCCUGGGCUGUCAGGCUCAGAGACGACUACUGCUUAGAGAGCUCCAAUAGAUGCUAUUUGUUCUGGGUAAGUGGCAGAUAUUGCCGACUGAUAUAAAGCCCAUGGCUUUGUUUAGACACGGCAAAAAGAAACUGGACGUGUACUAAUUGCCGACGGAUAUCAUGGCCAACUUUCCAUUCAAGCAGUUCCAAGGGAAAUGCUAUUCCACAGCAUUUAAUCGUCUCAGCAUAUGACUUUUAUUAACGGACUGUUCAGGGGCAAUAUAUAUCAUUUACGUUUUGAAACUAAAGUCCCUCAGAGAUUGAAACAGCGCACCAUUUAUAGACUUUGAGAUCUCUUUCUAUGCACAGCAUAAUUCUAUUAUACUAAAGCAGAAAUAAAAAAAAAUCCUCAGCAACAAAGCAGACGUUUUCAGUUCAUUGGGGGAGCUAAAUGGGUGGUUUAUAGGCACUUAAGGUUUAGUUACUUUCAAGACUCUUUUUUUAAAAAUUAGACACUGAAUUUUAAAAUUGUUCUACUGAGCGGGAGAGUACUUCAGCAAAAACCAUGUGUACAUGUCCUAUGGUAAUCCUUCAGUGUGCUUUGAAGACAAUGUGCUGUAGCUGAGAGUUUGAUACUUUUUCCUUUGUAUUCACUUUUUUUUCUUAGGCAUGGACAGCAUAGAAAAAGAUGUUAGAAAUAUUUCCCUGCUUUCAGCAUUUUAGAAAUGCAAAAUGUAAUCAUAUAUAAAGUGUGAAGUUCAGUGUGAACUCAAAAGACUGGUUCUGAAACCCCCUUGAUGUGUUCUGUGUCUUGCCUAAUUUGGUAAGCAGUGGGCGAAAACCAAUAAUGUUUCUGUAACGCCAUAAGGUGUUAAGAAGUGACAGGUCCACAGUGUACACAUCCCUGUGUACAUAUACUGGCUCAUCUAAAUACUUCGUUUUUCUAAACCAAGUAAUGUUGUCUAAAAGCAUUUGAAACAACAUUAAGGUACUGUGUCCCCUAGGUUAAACAGCUAGGGUAUUUUGAUUGUAAACACAUUCAUAUGUGUUUGGGCUCUUCUUUUUGCCACUUAAAAACAAUGAUGUCUAAAAACUACAUUUCUUAGGAAAAUUGAAUGAACCUAUAUAAGUAGAGUGAUAUUCCUGAAAAAUAUCUCCAUAUAUUCUAACUAUUGGACUUCUAAAUUUUCAUAUGUGGCCAUAUAUCUGUACAGGUAUGUGGGUGUUUCUGUACACUUGCAAGGCUCAGUGUGUAUGUGGGUGUGCUUAUGUAAGUAUUUGUGUAAUGUGUGUAGACCAUAAAUAGUAAAAUACGAUAUUUGUGACACAGCCUUAUAGGUUACUGGCUCUUGUGGAACUGUGUGCAAAAACUUUAUGUCAUAAGGUGACAUUGUGACAUAUUAGUUGGAAUAUGUUUAAGUUCAAAAGCAAUUUGCUAAACUACUACCACAAAAUGGUUCAAAAUACUCAAGUGUUCUGAUUUAUCAAAAAAACCUGAAAUCAUACUCAAAAAUCCUCAAAAUCCAGAUAAAUCCUAUAGUGUGUUAACUACUAAAUAAAAGUAUAAAUUCUGUUUACAUUGUUAGGCCUUGAUAUUUGGUCAGGUGACUGAAUACUAUAAAUGAUGUUUUUCUAUUCUAUGUAUUGAUGACUUUUAAUGAUUGUCAAUCAAUAUUUACGAAAAAAUGAAACUGAUUUAUAGAGUUGUGAGUAGUUGAGUAUUAUGUUGAAACAUAAAUAGAAGAGAAUCCAAAUAUAUUUGACUUGAAAUGUUUAAGAACAAAGCCAGAUAACCUGUAAGGCAAUUUUAUUUUUGUUUUUCAAGGUACUAUUAUAAACUGUUGAUGUAUCUUGAGUAUACUUGCUGUAUGUGUGUAUAUGUACACACAAAUAUGUACACACUUGAAAAUGUUUAUCGAGUGAAUUUACUAUAUAUGUGUACACUUGCUCAUUUAUGCAAAUUUGCAUUAGCUUUGCUAACAUCUCUGUGCAUGAUAGAGACAGCUGUAUUUGAUUGAGAUAUUCCUCAGAGGAGUAGUGUGAAAAUUAGAGAUAUAUUGAUGUCAAUAUACCACUUGCCUGAAACACUUUGUUAUACUGUCAGCUUUUUCAAAAAAUCUUUGUAAUCUUGUGCCUGUAAUGCAUGUGAGAACCCUAGGAAACCGGAGGCCCUUGCUAUAAUUUUUAAGGGUGUAUGAUAUGUGAUGUCUUUAAAAUGUGAUUCAUUUUAGUAAAGAUAAUGGAUUAAUUCCAAGACAGUAUAAAUGAUGCAUGUAAUACAUGGGUGUGUGUAUUAUAUAUGGCCACAAAAUGUUUUUGAAGCCAGGAUGGUAGGUAUUUAAAGGUUAUAGGCAAAGAACUAUAUAAGCUAACUUUCUUAUAAUGUGCUUUUUUUGAGGAAUUUAUACUCAUCAACAAGCAAGGGAUUGAGAGACUCUUUACUUUGAAAUAUACCAUUAAUGUUAUAAACUUGGAUAAAAUUUUUAUAAAAAGGUCACAUACUUUCUGCUUUCAAUUUGAGGUGCUUGGAUGUGUAUUCUUCUCUUUAAAGAGCAGUAGGUGUUAAAAUGUUAUUCACAGCAAUAUGUUUUACAGUCCAUCAAUUGAGAUCAUAAUCAUAGUUUUAUAGAGCAAAGGGGUAUUGAAAUGUUUUACUGAACUGCCUAAUUUUGAAAGUUCCAUCACUCUGUGCUGUUGUUUCAUUGUAAAAUGUUGUACCUUGUGUUUCACACUGGACCGUGUUCUUCCUCUUGAGAUUAACUUUGUGACACUAACCACCUUAGAAUAACUAUCUAAUAAACAGGAAAA